GUGAACAGUGAUGUAGUCUUCUGGCAGCGGACAGCUUGUGGAACAUUUGCUGUGAUCCACGUUGACAAGAACGCAAUAGGUCACUGCAUCAGCACCAAGGCUGUCGGCUCAGACAAACGUGUGGAUAUCACACACCAAUACAAACACCCAGAAGGUUCAGAGGAGGAGCGCCAUGCUGUGGAAACUGCCCUUCGUCAUGGCUGCAGGAAAUGCGUAUACCCACUGCCCUGCGCUGAGGAUGUAGUCUGUGAUAUCACCAUGAAGGGUGAUGGACCAUGUGUGGGCAAGGAUGCCAUGCUCUGCAUCGCUCUGAAGAACAAAUGCAGCUCACCUCGUAGCGUCACCCUCCACAGCCAAGUGUCUGCCACAUACUACACUGGAGUUCACAAAGCCUUGGUGAAGAAGGACCAGACAUGCUUUGAGCUCAAGGCCAGUGAAA
Molecule: messenger RNA, 439 nt
Organism: Sinocyclocheilus rhinocerous
Lineage: Eukaryota; Metazoa; Chordata; Actinopteri; Cypriniformes; Cyprinidae
Product: protein-glutamine gamma-glutamyltransferase K-like
Exons: 2
Biological process (GO): peptide cross-linking
Molecular function (GO): protein-glutamine gamma-glutamyltransferase activity
Source: RefSeq, a predicted model, not a curated record